AUGGCAUCCAAAACCUGGCUUGUCACUGGUGCUUCUUCUGGUCUCGGAGCCGCAAUCGCAGAGGCAGCUCUCCAAGCCGGUCAUAAAGUGAUCGCCACCGCCCGCAACCCCACUAAAGCAGCCGAAGCCAAUCCCCAGAUCUCAAACCUCGGCGGGAUCUGGAUGGAACUUGAUGUGACGAGCUCUGGCACCAUGAAAGUCGUGGAAGAUGCAGUCAAUGAGUAUGGUGGUGUUGUCGACGUGGUUAUUAAUAAUGCCGGGUAUUCGUUGCUAGGCAGUAUCGAAGAUAUGAGCGAAGCUGAAAUUGAGGCUCAAUUCAACACAAAUGUUUACGGUCCUGUUCGUGUGUUGAAGGGUGUUCUUCCUUUUAUGCGGGCGAGGAAGUCUGGCACUGUUGUUAAUAUUAGUAGCAGUGCCGGGGUUGAUGCACUACCCGCAUGCGCGAUGUAUGCCGGGACGAAGUUUGCUCUUGAAGGUAUGUCUGAAAGCCUCUCGAGAGAGCUAGCACCAUUCAAUAUUCGGGUGCUUGUUGUCGAGCCGGGAUCACUCCGGACCAACUUUUGGUCAGCCUAUGUCGAGCCUAGCGCUGGCAUGAACCAAGACUAUACUGGGACCCCAUUGGAACAUGUUCUCCAGGUAUUCAAGUCAAAUACAGGAGCUCAGCCCGGGGAUGCUGUUAAAUGUGCCCAGAGAGUUCUGGAAGUCGUAGAUAAUACCGGCAUGGGUGCUGGGAAAGGAGACCUGUUUCGCUUGCCACUUGGCUCGGAUUGCUAUAAACGGUUCCAAACCAAAAUCGAGAACCUGCAGGGCAACUUACUGAAAGCGAAGGACAUUGCUCACUCAACUAGCUACUGA
Messenger RNA from Penicillium expansum, 855 nucleotides. RefSeq names its product putative short chain oxidoreductase/dehydrogenase. The coding region runs from base 1 to 855 and encodes 284 amino acids. Lineage: Eukaryota; Fungi; Ascomycota; Eurotiomycetes; Eurotiales; Aspergillaceae. The record is from RefSeq and is a predicted model, not a curated record. The transcript is spliced from 2 exons. Gene Ontology annotation, molecular function: oxidoreductase activity.